AUGGCGCCAUCAGAGGAUUAUCAGAACAUCUUUCACUGGGCAGAGACCCAAAAGGAUGGAAGUAUCCCCUCAUUUGCGACUCGAAAGAAUGAUCCGUAUACGUACCUCUCUGGCUUCAACAACCAUCAUGAAUCAGAGGCUAUUCCUGGGACUAUCCCCCACGGACAGAACAGUCCGCGAUGUGUCAGAUUCGGCCUAUACGCUGAACAGAUGACCACGUCGUUUGGUGCUUCUCGCCAAGCUAAUAAAAACUCGUGGCUGUACCGAGCAAGACCUGCUGUUGCUCACCAAGGAUUCACGGAUAUGCCCAAAGUCGAAGGGACAGAGAGCUGCUUUCUGCCUCUUAACCCAGCCGUCAGAAUCUCACCAACUCAAUUAGCCUGGCUCCCCUUUGACAUCUCCGAAGGCACCGACUUCAUCUCUGGCCUCCGCACAAUCGCCGGCUCAG
This is a messenger RNA of Fusarium tjaetaba, 448 nucleotides long. Its product is annotated as homogentisate 1 2-dioxygenase. Lineage: Eukaryota; Fungi; Ascomycota; Sordariomycetes; Hypocreales; Nectriaceae. Gene Ontology annotation, biological process: L-phenylalanine catabolic process. Gene Ontology annotation, molecular function: homogentisate 1,2-dioxygenase activity. The record is from RefSeq and is a predicted model, not a curated record. The transcript is spliced from 3 exons. The annotation marks the transcript as partial. Gene Ontology annotation, cellular component: cytoplasm.